Penaeus chinensis is the source of this 2263-nucleotide messenger RNA. RefSeq names its product beclin 1-associated autophagy-related key regulator-like (gene Atg14). The record is from RefSeq and is a predicted model, not a curated record. The transcript has 10 exons. Bases 32 to 1498 code for a protein of 488 amino acids. Lineage: Eukaryota; Metazoa; Arthropoda; Malacostraca; Decapoda; Penaeidae. Gene Ontology annotation, biological process: mitophagy; cellular response to starvation; autophagosome assembly. Gene Ontology annotation, cellular component: extrinsic component of phagophore assembly site membrane; autophagosome; phosphatidylinositol 3-kinase complex, class III.
UCAGCUGGUCGAGUGUUGACUUCCUUGAGCUAUGUCGUCGUUAACUUCCUCAGAUGAUCUUACGCCUCCCCUAUUUCAAGUGGCAUCUAAUGUGGAGGGAUAUGGUGCCCGAGACAACACGAAGGUGGAGCGGUGUCCAUUAUGUAAUCAGAAAACAGAGGCAUUCUACUGUAAAGAAUGUGUGAGGAAUGGGAACUUCUAUCACUCGCGAAUGAAGCUGCCAGAAAGGUACGCCGACAAGAAACUGAGGUAUUAUCGGCUGAGAAAGGAACUGCUCGAGCAAGAUGAGGAGGUGACGCGGCUGCACCAGACGAAGACGAGGCACCUGCUGCUGAAGGAGCGAAUCAAGGAAGUACAAGAGAGGGUGUCACUACUGAAGCUGGUCAUUGACAGUACCAAAGAAGAUAUCUCCCAAGUGAAAACCCAGAGUGCUGAGCUGUCCAACACCAAUGCUAUGCGGAGGCAGCAGCUCCCUCUCUUCCAGCAAAGACUGUCGAAGAUGAGGAAGAUUCUUCACCAGUACCAAGAAAAGAUUCGUGACAAGAGAGAACAACUAGCUAUUAGCGAGGCUCAGCUAAAGGGUGUUGUUCGUGGCAAUAUAAGACAGCUAACGCGAUACAUAUUCCCGAUUACAGAAGUCAAGCCAGCUAGAAGCGUUGAUACUGAUCCAGAGCACCUUGACACGGUAUCAGCAAUUGCAGAGGCAUCACAAACUACAUAUGUAAGAGGUCGCUGGGUAUAUACCGAUACUUCCCAUGAGACACAGUAUCGCAUUGUUCACCCGAUGUUACCAGGAUCUGGAGACUACUCUGCCUAUAAUCUUUUGUCUGUGGGUGCAAGUGGGGGUGAGUGUGAGGAGAGUGAUGGAGAAGAGAGAUCUGGAGGCUACAGUAUUUGUGCUGGCCUCACUUAUCUUACACAGCUUGUCAACACUCUUGCAUUUUAUCUGGAUGUUACCUUACCAAAGAAGCUCUGCUACAGCGAAUUCUGCAGAAACGAGCUGGGUGAACAGCAGUUUGCAAGACGUGUUGCAAGACUUAACACAAACAUAAUAUAUCUGUGUUUGUCUCAGAAUGUGCCGGCUAAAUUGUUGCGACCUACACACAGUAUGCCUAACUUGUUAGCCCUUCUUGACACACAGAUAGCUGAUCUUGGCAGACAAGGAAGCUUUGAGAUUGCAGAGUCCUUGUUGGAGAGCAUGGAGGAUGGCAUGGAAGAUGACAAUGCUGAGGGUUCUGAUUCUGAGGAAGAGGAAGAUACAGACACACUCUCUGCUGAGUGGGAAACUGUACCCAACCUGCCUUUAUUGGAACCGCCCUUAGUGCCAACUCACCAGACUUUCUCGACAUUUAAUUCCACGGCCGUGUACUCCCAGGCAACAAUGGGUCAUGCAGGGCCUGGUAUGGGUAUGGGUACUGGAGCAGGUGGCAUUGUUUCCUCAGCAGCUGCUUCAGUUAUCUCUCUGUUCCGAGGUUUUGGUGGUGCUCAGAACAAGUGAGAGAAGCAUUAGGCUGAAGUAGCAGUUUUAUAAGACUUGUGGUGGAUAUUCACAAUGAGGUCAUAUGGAUAAGGUAAAUGAGUUGGGCCAAGAAGUUGCUGGUGUCAUGGCAUGGACAGGUUGGCAUUACCAAAUCUCUACCUCAUUCAGAUAUGUGAAAGUGUUAUAAAAAACAGUCACUUUUACAAGUGAUUUACAAUAAAUGAAGAAAGACAGGCUUUGUGAACAAAGAGAUGCAAGCAAUAAAUUAAUUCUGUUAAUCACAAUUUCUGAAGCCUGGAAAUAUUUCAUUAAUUUUAUAUACAAGAGAAAUACAUGAAAAUGAAAAUUAUCCACACAAACUACAAACCGGUUACUUAUUUUGUGCUUUAGAAAAUUGAGGAUUUUAAAUACCUUUAUCCAUCUUGGACUUUUUUCAGGAAAAAAAUAAUACAGAAAUUAUAAUUCUUUUAUAAUCUUCAACUAUUCUUUGUUGUUUUAUAUCUUUUCUUCAUGUUGAGUUGUACAGGUAUAAGGCAGGUGAAAGGUAUUCUCAUUACUCAUAAAUUUUUUCUUGCAGCUUUGUGUUUCAUUAUUGUAGUACUUUUGAGAACUCACUUGCAUUAUUUCCACCAUUAUCUCAAAAUACAGGAAAGAAACUUAUUUUAACUAUCCCUAUAGAUUUUCAUAUAAUUUUAAAAGAGUUAGAUCCUCUUUUUUCAGUGAAUUAGACAUGUACGACAAACCUAUUUACAUAAAUCAUCAUAAAACUUUUUAUUUUUCCCA